Messenger RNA from Trichoderma breve, 1371 nucleotides. RefSeq names its product peptidase family m20/M25/M40 domain-containing protein. NCBI's taxonomy places the organism in Eukaryota, Fungi, Ascomycota, Sordariomycetes, Hypocreales, Hypocreaceae. The coding region runs from base 1 to 1371 and encodes 456 amino acids. The record is from RefSeq and is a predicted model, not a curated record. Gene Ontology annotation, molecular function: hydrolase activity, acting on carbon-nitrogen (but not peptide) bonds, in linear amidines. The transcript has 4 exons.
AUGGGCAGAUUAGCUCUACGCAAGGCUUCGCAUUUUGUCCAGAAGCGACUCUUCACUGUGUCUCACCUCUCCGCAUCAGCUUCAGGCUUCCGCAUCAACGCCGAUAGACUGGCAGAGACACUUCACCACACCUGCCAAUGGGGUGCCGCUCAUCGAUAUGGAGACGGCCCGACAGAGACGGGCAUGGCGCGCCUUGCCCUCUCCGAUGAUGACGCCCAAGUAAGGCGCUGGUUCGCCGAAGAGACGCAGAAGCUGGGGUGCAACCUCGUAGUAGAUCAGAUGGGCAACAUGUUUGCCAACAAACGCGGGUCAGCGCCAGAGCCCACUCCCAUGAUUGCCAUGGGGAGCCAUCUUGAUACUCAGCCGCGAGGUGGCAGAUACGACGGUAUUCUGGGAGUCGUGGCUGCUGUCGAGGUGAUGCGCACGCUUGCGGAGAAUGGACACAAGACUCACCACAACGUUGGAAUCGUCAACUGGACAAACGAAGAAGGCGCUAGAUUCCCCAAGUCCAUGAUGGCAUCCGGAGUAUGGGCUGGCAAAAUCCCACUCGAAGACGCCUAUUCACUUCCCGACAUCAUGGACCCCUCAGCCACAGUCAAGUCAGAACUCCAAAGGCUGGGCUACAUUGGCGACGUUGCCUGCUCUUCAACCGGGUACCCCCUAAAAGCUCACUUUGAGCUACACAUCGAGCAAGGUCCAAUCCUCGAACAAACGGGAAAGAGGAUUGGCGUCGUCCAAGGAGGUCAGGGAUACCGUUGGUUCACUAUUACCGUCACUGGCCGAGACGCCCAUACAGGAACAACUCCUCUUAACAAUCGCAGCGACCCCCUCUUGGCAGCCGCUAAGAUGAUUGCUUCUUCCAACUAUGUCGCAAAGGAUUUUAAUGCCCUGGCAUCUACCGGCGUCAUCAAAAUCCCAUCAAACUCGUCUACUAAUACAAUCACUUCCCAGGUAACAUUUACGCUUGACAUCCGCCAUCCCGAAGACGCAGUCCUCAACGUAGUAGAAAAUCGCAUAUUCGAGUCCUUCGAAGCCAUCGCCAAAAAAGAUGGCCGUGGCGUUCAGCUCAACUGGACCCUUGAUACUGAUUCUCCAGCCACAUGGUUCGACCCUGACUGCAUCAAGAUGGUCGCAAAGGCCGCGACCGAUCUUCUCGGAGAACAAGGCUGGCAAUACAUCACCAGCGGAGCAGGUCAUGACAGCAUCAAUACGAGCGGCCAAUGCCCUACCACCAUGAUCUUUGUUCCCUGUAAAGACGGUGUUAGCCACCAUCCCGAAGAAUACUGCAGCCCAGAGGACUGUGCUAUUGGAACCCAGACGCUUCUCGAAUCGGUGCUUAAUUACGACAAGCUCAAGCAAAACAAUCACUAA